Molecule: messenger RNA, 2087 nt
Organism: Anopheles coustani
Lineage: Eukaryota; Metazoa; Arthropoda; Insecta; Diptera; Culicidae
Product: mitochondrial carrier homolog 2-like
Exons: 5
Coding region: 141-1205 (354 amino acids)
Source: RefSeq, a predicted model, not a curated record
UCUUCUGUGCGGAAAGAAGUUUUCACAGCAAAACAUCAACAGUUGCUUAAGGCCUAAAAGAUAAAUACGGUCAAUAUAGUAAAGUGAGAACGAACACCUGUGUUUAAGAACGAUAGAGAACAUCUGUGAUUCGUAUAAGAAUGAAUGUAUAUACGAGGGACACGCAGAUUGAGCCGGAUUAUUGGUUUGACGAUUUCGAACGUGGACCGGAAUGGACAAGGAAUGACAAGAAAAAAAGAUCUGAUCCUUUGCCAGACGUAUAUAUUGUUAACGAGGUCGAAAACAAUUCCAACGAAUCGAAUGAGACGCCGAGCGCUGUGAAGUUCGGUUUCCGUUUGUGCUGCACGACAGCAUUGCAUCCGCUGGAUUAUGCCAAAACGCUCAUCCAGCUCGGUUACGAACCGAUAGCGCCUCGGCCGGGUCGAACCCUAUUCGGUGCAAGACGUUUGAUGCUGCCCAAUAUUUUUCAGUACGCGUACCACAUCGGGACCGUCGAUGGGUUCACGGGAUGUUUCCGAGGGCUUAGCGCCAAACUGGUCGGAAAUGUUCUUAGCUCGUACUACGGCGAAAAGCUAGCCGUCGGUAUGGGGCUAGUAGCCACCGAGGAGAAAAAGAAGCACAAAAACGAAGACGAUUUUGCUUGGUUCAUUUCUAAUGUGCACCGUGAUGUCGCAGUGCACUUUGCCGGUGUCGUCAUUUCCCAACCGUUCCACGUUAUUUCUAUUCGAAUGAUGGCCCAGUUCGUAGGCCGGGAGCAACUAUACAGUGGAUUGUGGCAAUCGGUAAAGGAGAUUUGGCAAACGGAGGGCAUUACAGGGUUUUUUUCGGGCAUCGUGCCCCGGUUGGUCGUGGAACUUGGAUGUAUAGCGAUGACCAGCACGAUAACCUACCUGUUCUGUCGAUACAUCGUACAGAAUCGUACGAUCCAGAACAACGUGAAUACGAUUGCCCACUUCACCGUCAGUAGCUGGCUUUAUCCUUACCAUGUCGUGUCGACCUGCAUGGUCGUGAAUGGCUCAAGGUUGAAGGCGGGCAAUCCACCGUUGAUGGAUAAUUUCUUCGGAUGGCGUGAUUGUUACCGUCGCCUGAAGAUGACCAACGACCACAAGCGUGGCGCAUCAUUCUUUUUCCGAACCGUUGGCAGAGCACAACCGGCCAAACUGAACGGUUCCCCAGCCAUCGCUCCAUAUCCAGAGUUCAAGUAAAAGGUACAGUGGUGUAAACUGCCCGCAAAUGAAAAAGCAUAGGGAGAAAAAACGAGGCCUACCUCGUUGGUUUCUACACAAGGGUGAGGGCAACCGGUACCCACAGUCCUUAUGGGCAUUUAUCGAAUAAUGUGAACUGAACUCGUUUUUCAGACCCCAAAACCAGUCGUCUGGUAUCGUAUGUUUUUAUUUUGCUUUUAUGAAGUAGCAUUUCAAGUUGAUAUAUUUAAUCAUCUUCCCCCCCGAACUCAACAGUAAAAUACUUUAUUUGGCGUAGGAGAUAGAUAUGUGCAUGCAAAAAAAUGAGAAUUACUAUUUCACCCCACGGAGUUGCCACAACUGAGGGGAAAUUGUUGAAAAGACAUUGAACAAUCGGAAUUCAUAUAGCUAACUCCACAUUGCAACAGGGAGUAGUGGAACAGAUAAUCGAACAUUAUAAAAAAAGAGUUACAUUUUUCGACAAUGAAUACCUCCAAAAGUAGUAGAUGACAAACCAUCGGAAUAGCACGGAAAUAUAAUUAAAUCAAAACUUACAAAAACAAAAACAAAACCAACUAAAGCAAACUCUCUAUCAUUCCCACCAAGUUUUAUAUUUUUAGCCAUUGGUGAUUGAUCUGUUGAAAAACAUAAUACUGGUGAAAUGGAAACUUAGACUAAGGUACCCCACCGUACGGAAAGGAGCACGAAAAGACCAACGACGAGUGUGAUGAGAGAAUGGUGUGCGAAGAACUGUGAAGCCCCACUGCCCUGGCAGUACAUCCGGUCGCAAUUGCCAUCGGUGAACCGUUGGAAUUUUCGCUCAACGUCGGACCAGUUGCACAGACCGACGUUACACCAGUCCAGCAUGAGUGGCUUUUCGUUCAGGAAGAAUAUAACACGCUC